Rhinocladiella mackenziei CBS 650.93 is the source of this 900-nucleotide messenger RNA. RefSeq lists its product as uncharacterized. Lineage: Eukaryota; Fungi; Ascomycota; Eurotiomycetes; Chaetothyriales; Herpotrichiellaceae. Gene Ontology annotation, molecular function: protein serine/threonine phosphatase activity; cation binding. The transcript has 5 exons. The record is from RefSeq and is a predicted model, not a curated record. Gene Ontology annotation, biological process: protein dephosphorylation. The coding region runs from base 1 to 900 and encodes 299 amino acids.
AUGGAAGACGCGCACGCUGCAGUACUCGACCUACAACCCGAGGGAAAUGGCCAAAACCACAAACCGUCGGUCCCAGACAAACGAUUAUCGUACUUUGGCGUCUAUGACGGGCACGGAGGAGAAAAAGUGGCGCAAUUCGCCGGGGAGAAUAUCCACAAGAUUGUUGCAAAACAGGAGGCCUUUUCCAAAGGAGAUAUCGAACAGGCCCUAAAAGACGGCUUUCUUGCUACAGAUCGCGCAAUUCUAAAUGAUGCGCGGUAUGAGGACGAGGUGUCCGGAUGCACCGCGUCUGUCGGUAUCAUAUCAAAGGAUAAGAUCUGGGUGGCAAAUGCUGGAGACUCUCGCACUGUUCUUGGUGUGAAGGGAAGAGCAAAGCCACUAUCUUUUGACCACAAACCCCAAAAUGAAGGUGAAAAGGCUCGUAUAAGCGCCGCGGGUGGAUUUGUCGACUUUGGUCGUGUAAAUGGGAACCUGGCCCUGUCACGUGCCAUUGGCGACUUCGAAUUCAAGAAGAGCGCCGAUCUUUCCCCGGAACAGCAGAUUGUCACAGCCUUCCCAGACGUGAUUACGCACGAGAUUUCGCCGGACGAUGAGUUUCUGGUCAUUGCUUGUGAUGGGAUCUGGGAUUGUCAAUCUUCUCAGGCCGUGAUCGAAUUCGUGCGAAGGGGUAUUGCUGCCAAACAAGAACUACAUUUAAUUUGUGAAAACAUGAUGGACAAUUGUCUGGCGUCCAACAGUGAGACGGGAGGUGUUGGUUGCGACAACAUGACGAUGAUAGUCGUCGGUCUCCUGAAUGGAAAAUCCAAAGAGGAGUGGUACGAGACGAUUGUCAAACGUGUGGCAGACGGCGAUGGUCCCUGUGCACCGCCAGAGUACGGCAAGUCCCACCUGGAUCCGUGA